Messenger RNA from Syzygium oleosum, 1666 nucleotides. Its product is annotated as transcription factor TCP14-like. Gene Ontology annotation, cellular component: nucleus. The transcript has a single exon. Gene Ontology annotation, molecular function: DNA-binding transcription factor activity; sequence-specific DNA binding. NCBI's taxonomy places the organism in Eukaryota, Viridiplantae, Streptophyta, Magnoliopsida, Myrtales, Myrtaceae. The record is from RefSeq and is a predicted model, not a curated record. Bases 287 to 1567 code for a protein of 426 amino acids.
CUUUGCCCCUCUCUCUCUCUCUCUCUCCUUCCUUCCUUAUCCUCUCUCUCUCUCUCUCUAACUCAGUCGCCUGUGAAAGCAAAGCAAUUCCACACACUCUCUCUCUUGCAAGCUUACUGCAACUCACUCACUCUCAAGGAGGAAGGCGGAGAAGGAGGAGGCGGAGGCGGCGGCGGCGGCGGCGGAGGUGUGGAGGGAAGAACAAGAAGAAGAGAGAAGGUGGGUUAGACAGAGAGAGAGAGAGAGAGAAGAGAAGAGAAGGGAGAGCUUGGUUUUACAUGUGAUAAUGGAAGGAGGUGAUCACGACCACCACCAUCACGACCACUUCCUCCACCACCACCAACACCACCGACGACCCAACUUCCCCUUCCAGCUGCUCGAGAAGAAGGAGGACGAGCAGCCGUGCUCGACGUCCAGCUAUCCCUCCCUCGCCAUGUCCUCCGACGACGCGGCGCCCCCGAACCCUAACAACCGAUCGUCCUCCGCCUCCAACAGCCUCCAGAUCGUGUCCGCCGAGGAUCAGCAGCAGCCGCUGGCGGGGGGGGCGGGGGCGGCGGGGUCCAAGAAGCCGCCGCCGAAGCGGACCUCGACGAAGGACCGGCACACGAAGGUGGACGGCCGGGGGCGGCGCAUCCGCAUGCCGGCCCUCUGCGCCGCCAGGGUCUUCCAGCUCACCCGCGAGCUCGGCCACAAGUCCGACGGGGAGACCAUCGAGUGGCUCCUCCAGCAGGCGGAGCCCGCCGUGAUCGCCGCCACCGGGACGGGCACCAUCCCGGCCAACUUCACGUCCCUCAACAUCUCGCUCCGCAGCUCCGGCUCCAGCAUGUCGGUCCCGUCGCAGCUCCGAUCGACUUACUUCAGCCCCAACUUCUCCCUCCCGCCGCAGCGCCGGAGCAACACCGCCUUGUUCCCCGGGAUCGGGCUGUCGCCUGAAUCGACGCCGACGCUGCUCAAUUUCCAGGGCUCCUCGAGCAAUUUGAGCUCGAUGCUGUUUCAGGCCAAGCAGGAGCUCCGAGAGGCUUCGAAUUUGGACCUAUCAGAGAGCACCGAUCACGAGGGCAUGAGCAAGAAGCGAAGGUCCGAUCAGCUUGAUUUGUCGACCAAUUCUCAGUCUCAGCCUCAGCCUCAGUCGCAUGUCGGCAGCUACCUGUUGCAGUCGAGCUCCGGAGCCCUGCCGGCGAGCCACGGGAAUCUCCCGGCGAACUUCUGGAUGGUGACCAACCCGAGCAACCAGGUCAUGAGCGGUGAUCCGGUAUGGACGUUCCCGGCCUCGGUCAGCAACAGCGCCGCUUUGUACCGGGGCACCAUGUCUAGCGGCCUGCAUUUCAUGAACUUCCCCGCGCCCGUCGCCCUAUUGCCGGGUCAGCAUUUGGGCUCGGCCUCUGCCGGGGCAGGCGGCUGCGAGGGCCAGUUCAACAUGCUCGGCGGGCUGAGCCCGUACCGGCCCGUGACGAGCUCCGGCGUGUCGGAAUCCCAGGCGAGCGGUUCGCACUCUCACCACGGCGGCGGGGGCGGCGGCGGCGGCGACGACCGGCAGCCACCGUUCCCAGAUCCCGGCGGCGAUUAAUUUGGUGGGCUAGCUUGAUUGAUGUGUUGUACACACGUGAGGUUUUGGUUGUCGUUAAAUGGAUGAGCUUCCCCCUUUUUUUUUUCACCCCGCUUUUUU